GAACAGAAAAAGGGAGAAAACCAAGAGCUUGGCUGACUGGGAUGCGUGUCUCGCGUCGUGAUAGGACCCCAACGACUCGUUCCUGCAGGGUAACACCGCCAACUACAUUGACGAGAUGUACCUCGCCUGGAAAAAAGACCCUGAGAGCGUGCACGUCUCCUGGCGGACGUACUUCAAGAACAUGGAGUCGGGCAAGAUGCCCAUCUCCCAGGCUUUCCAACCGCCGCCCACCCUCAUUCCUCCUCCCGCCGGUGGUGUGCCCUCGGUCAUGCCCGGUGCUGGACUUGGCGCCGACAACGAUCUCACGGAGCACCUGAAGGUCCAGCUGCUGGUUCGCGCCUACCAGGCUCGUGGCCACCACAAGGCCAAGAUUGAUCCUCUGGGUAUCCGCGGCGACUCGGAAGCGUUCGGUUACAACGACCCCAAGGAGCUGCACCUGGACCACUAUGGAUUCACCGAGGCGGAUCUCGACAAGGAGUUCACUCUGGGACCUGGUAUUCUGCCUCGCUUCGCCACCGAGUCGCGCAAGAAGAUGACCCUGCGCGAGAUCAUCGACGCGUGCGAGAAGAUCUACUGCGGCUCCUACGGUGUCGAGUACAUCCACAUCCCGGACCGCAAGCCCUGCGACUGGAUCCGUGACCGCUUCGAGGUCCCUCAGCCCUACAAGUACUCCGUCGAUGAGAAGCGCCGCAUCCUCGACCGUCUCAUCUGGAGUUCCAGCUUCGAAUCUUUCCUGGCUACCAAGUUCCCCAACGACAAGCGUUUCGGUCUGGAGGGAUGCGAGAGCUUGGUGCCUGGUAUGAAGGCCCUGAUCGACCGCAGUGUCGACUACGGUAUCAAGGACGUCGUCAUUGGUAUGCCUCACCGUGGUCGUCUGAACGUUCUGUCCAACGUCGUCCGCAAGCCGAACGAGUCCAUCUUCAGCGAGUUCACCGGCUCCGGUGACCCCUCCGACGAGGGUUCGGGUGAUGUCAAGUACCACUUGGGUAUGAACUUCGAGCGUCCCACUCCCUCUGGCAAGCGCGUGCAGCUGUCUCUGGUCGCCAACCCCUCCCAUCUGGAGGCUGAGGACCCCGUUGUCCUCGGAAAGGCCCGUGCCAUCCAGCACUACAACAACGACGAGAAGGAGUUCAACACCGCCAUGGGUGUCUUGCUGCACGGUGAUGCCGCCUUCGCCGCCCAGGGAGUCGUCUAUGAGACUCUGGGAUUCCACUCUCUGCCCGCCUACUCCACCGGUGGUACCGUUCACAUCGUCGUGAACAACCAGAUCGGUUUCACCACUGAUCCUCGCUUUGCUCGUUCCACCCCCUACUGUUCCGACAUUGCCAAGGCCAUCGACGCUCCCGUCUUCCACGUCAACGGUGACGAUGUCGAGGCUGUCAACUACGUCUGCCAGGUUGCUGCUGACUGGCGUGCCGAGUUCAAGCGUGAUGUCGUCGUGGACAUUGUCUGCUACCGUAAGCACGGCCACAACGAGACCGACCAGCCUUUCUUCACCCAGCCCCUGAUGUACAAGCGCAUCAGCUCUCAGAAGAGCCAGCUCGACAAGUACGUCGAGAAGCUGAUCGCUGAGGGUACCUUCACCAAGGAGGACAUCGAGGAGCACAAGAAGUGGGUCUGGGGCAUGCUCAACGACAGCUUCGACCGCAGCAAGGACUACCAGCCCACCAGCCGUGAAUGGCUCACCUCCGCCUGGAACGGCUUCAAGACCCCCAAGGAACUGGCUACCGAGAUCCUGCCUCACCUUCCUACCGGUGUCGAUGCUGACCUGCUGAAGUCCAUCGCCGACAAGAUCAGUGGUGCUCCCGAAGGCUUCAAUCUCCACCGCAACCUCAAGCGUAUCUUGAGCAACCGUAAGAAGACCGUUGACGAAGGUGAAAACAUCGACUGGUCCACCGCUGAGGCUCUGGCAUUCGGUUCCCUCGUCGCUGAGGGUCACCAUGUCCGUGUCUCUGGACAGGAUGUCGAGCGUGGUACCUUCUCGCAGCGUCACGCUGUCCUGCACGACCAGGAGAGCGAGGCCACCUACACUCCUCUGCAACACAUCACUCCUGACCAGGGCUCCUUUGUCAUCUCUAACUCCUCUCUGAGCGAGUUCGGCGCUCUCGGUUUCGAGUACGGUUACUCUCUGACCUCCCCCAACGCCCUGGUGAUGUGGGAGGCCCAGUUCGGUGACUUCGCCAACAACGCCCAAUGUAUCAUUGACCAGUUCAUUGCUUCCGGUGAAGCUAAGUGGCUGCAGCGCUCUGGUCUGGUCGUCUCUCUGCCUCACGGUUAUGAUGGACAGGGUCCUGAGCACUCUUCCGGUAGAAUGGAGCGUUGGCUGCAGCUCUGUAACGAGGAGCCCCGCGUGUUCCCGUCUGAGGAAAAGCUGCAGCGCCAGCACCAGGACUGCAACAUGCAGAUUGCCUACAUGACCUCCCCAUCCAACCUGUUCCACAUCAUGCGCCGCCAGAUCAACCGCCAGUUCCGCAAGCCUCUCGUGAUCUUCUUCUCGAAGUCUCUCCUGCGUCACCCGAUUGCCCGCUCUCCUCUUGAGGAGUUCACCGGCGACUCCCACUUCCAGUGGAUCAUCCCCGACCCUGCCCACGGCACCGCCAUUGACGAGCCCGAGAAGAUCGAGCGUGUCAUCCUUUGCUCUGGUCAGGUGUACGCCGCGCUGACCAAGCACCGUGAGAGCCAGGGCAUCCGCAACACCGCCAUCACCCGUAUUGAGCAGCUCCACCCCUUCCCGUGGGCGCAGCUCAAGGAGAACCUGGACAGCUACCCCAACGCCAAGAACAUUGUCUGGUGCCAGGAAGAGCCGCUGAACGCCGGUGCCUGGAGUUACACCCAGCCGCGUCUUGAGACGCUCCUGAACGCGACUGAGCACCACAACCGCCGCCACGUGUUGUACGCCGGUCGUGCCCCCAGCGCCUCUGUUGCCACCGGUAACAAGGCCAGCCACCUGAAGGAGGAGGCUGAGCUGCUGGAGGAUGCCUUCAGCGUCCACCAGGAGCACCUGAAGGGCGAGUAAACGACCUCAGUGGGUCGCUCGCUGCAGUGUAGAAGAGGGGGAGAUAAUAGUUGCAAAAUUAUUUGAACGUUCUCGGAAACUUGGCCUUGGACCGUGUAUUGUUGGAUCAUUCCAUCUCCCUUUUUGUAUCAUCUCCCUUUGUUGUCUUGUUGGAAGCAUGGUAUCCAGCGGUGUUGAUGCCGUCAUCGUUCGAUCUGUCAGUUUCCCAGGGUCUAUCGCCUGGAGGGAUGCUGGCCGGCCGUCUAGAGUUCUGUAAAAUAAAGGAUGGUUGAUUCAUAGUAUUUGACACUGGUUCUAUCUACCC
Molecule: messenger RNA, 3320 nt
Organism: Paecilomyces variotii
Lineage: Eukaryota; Fungi; Ascomycota; Eurotiomycetes; Eurotiales; Thermoascaceae
Product: thiamine diphosphate-binding protein
Exons: 3
Coding region: 116-3016 (966 amino acids)
Biological process (GO): tricarboxylic acid cycle
Cellular component (GO): oxoglutarate dehydrogenase complex; mitochondrion
Molecular function (GO): oxoglutarate dehydrogenase (succinyl-transferring) activity; thiamine pyrophosphate binding
Source: RefSeq, a predicted model, not a curated record